AGAAUCAACAAAACAUCAGACACAGCAAUCCGCGACAAUAGGCAGGCUCUUCACUUUUAGACAGCACUAUCGUUCCUGCUGUCGUUCCGCCGCUGAUGUUCCGUAGUCGUUCCGCGACGACAGAAAGGAUCGUAAGGAUAUCGUGUCAGGAGUAGCGGCCGCUCCGGAGCUACCUCUUAUCUACGUGGAAGGCGGCACUCGGAAAAUUUGAGCUCUAUCCGCAGGGAACAUGGUCGACAUAAAACGGCACCGUUAUCCGUACUGCGUUGUGUGGACCUCUAUCCCUGGAUUGACGUGGCUUUUUCCGUUCCUGGGUCACGUCGGAAUAUGCCUCUCAAACGGGGUCAUCACAGAUUUCUCGGGACCCUACUCAGUGACGGCAAGUGAUCACAUGGGAUUCGGAAAUCCGCGCAAGUAUUGGCAGCUCGAUCCAGCAAGAGCCCACGGCGGUCAGGUCGGCUGGGAUGAGGGCGUCACCACGGCAGCGGAGAUAUACCGAGGGCGAAUGCACAAUCUUCUCUGUGACAACUGCCACUCCCACGUCGCCACGGCAUUGAAUCACUUCGCGUACGGAGGCAAAACCAAUUGGAACAUGCUCAGCGUUUGGAUUCAUCUGACCCUACAUUCUCGAUACAUAUCCUAUACGGAAGCGCUCCGCACGUACAUUCCUUUUGCUGUGAUCCUGAGCUUAGCAGUCAUCCUCUACGUUGCCAUGUAGGCGCAGGCUGAUUCGAUUUAGUGCCGAACAUACUCAUUUUUCUCUCGACGAUUCCAUGACGACCAUGUAGUUUUCUACUGUGCGGGCGAUUCCUCAGGGUCUACGCGAGAAGGAUAAUAUAUAUGUGA
Molecule: messenger RNA, 846 nt
Organism: Galendromus occidentalis (western predatory mite)
Lineage: Eukaryota; Metazoa; Arthropoda; Arachnida; Mesostigmata; Phytoseiidae
Product: transmembrane protein 222
Exons: 5
Coding region: 230-718 (162 amino acids)
Source: RefSeq, a predicted model, not a curated record